Messenger RNA from Gamsiella multidivaricata, 969 nucleotides. RefSeq lists its product as uncharacterized. The transcript has a single exon. Lineage: Eukaryota; Fungi; Mortierellomycota; Mortierellomycetes; Mortierellales; Mortierellaceae. The coding region runs from base 212 to 769 and encodes 185 amino acids. The record is from RefSeq and is a predicted model, not a curated record.
CGGACCCUUUUUUGCAAAUAUAAACCGGCCAUCUACAUCCAUCCAAACAACCACCACCCAUUCUUCUUCACCCUCAACCAUCACCGCGGGACGACAGCACCUAUAUCCUUCAUCGGCCCACACCUCUCCUGCUCUCACAAGGCCAGAGAACAGCUUGCCCAUCCUUCUCCUCCUCCUCCUCGAUCUCGCAUUCCAUCUUCAAGACAACACAAUGUCGUUUCUUCUCGACGUCGCCGACCCUUCUAUUCACUUUCAUGCCCGUCAGUGCUGUCACAGCACCGGUUCAAAAUCCUUAUCCUCGCUAGAUACCAAAGCUGCCUCCCCUGCUGUUCCCUCCUCCCUCCCCUCAAUAUCUCUCCCUUCCGCUAAUAGCACAACCGUGACAGCGGCACAUUCCUCCUCAAGCUCGAGCGCAAAACACAGCCUGUUUCCCCAUGCUUCGAUAUCGUCGGCCAUGACACCAUUAACGCCCAGCCCGACUGCCAACAUGUUUUCAACCAUGUCCCAUAUGAUCCGCACAGCGUCGUCUUCAUCCUCUGUCUCCUUAUCAUUCUCCGCGAACGCAACGCCAAACUCGUCCCGUCCCAGCACUCCCGAGGCCAUCCAUGUUUCGGAUCCGUUUACGAUAAGUCAGACCUCCGCCGGCGGAUUGAUGCCCGCCGCAAACACGAAUACGAAUACGGUUCGACGUCCGCUCUCGCCCUGGAUGAUGCCCUCAGUCUGCGACGAUGAUCAAAUGAACAAACUGGUGUCGUUCCAGCUUUCAUAAACAAGUGGAAGAGCCGCCCAGUUUUAGGAUGGACUUUUUCUUUUUGGAGCCAUUAGGCGAGGCAGCAGGGGUGGAAGGGAUAUUUGGGCGAAGGGAGAUGUCAACUCUUGUCCUUUAUUCUUGCUGCAUGCACUUUUUGUAAUACUAAUAUAUGUAAUGAUACUAGAAUAAUAAACACCAUAGAAUCUGUACAAAAAAAA